AUGAUCUCUAACCAGGAUGUUACGAGUAUUUUAUCUGAAUAAGUUAUCCAUACUGAAAAAAUAUAAGAGUGUGAAGGUUUUACACCAAAUAAGAAUUAUGAUAAGAUGUUAAUCAAAAAGAAGUUUCAAUUUAUAUUUGAUAAUCAUAAAAAGAAAAUUUUUUAUAUAUUAGAUGGAAGGAUUUUUAGAUGGUAUUUAAAUUAAUAAUAAUUUAAGUGAUUACUGUGAACCAUUCGAAAUAAUGAUGAAUUUUGAAUAAAUUAUGUAUCUAAAUUGGAAAGGAGAUUGGAAACAAAAUUAAAAGAAAAAUGGAAAAUUCAGAAUGAAAUCCGAUUGUUUUCUAUUUAAUGGAAAUACUCAUUUGCAAAAGGUAAUUGAAUUUUUAAUUACAGUCAUUAUUCGAAAAAACCUUAAUUAAGGGUUUAAAUAUUAUUAUAUUGGGUAAAAUAAAUGAAUAUAAUUUUCGCUAUUUCCAAUGUUUUUUCCAUUUAUAUGACAGUUUAUAAUGGCUAUAUUUAAUUUCAAUUGUUUUUAUUUUAAUCAAUGCUACUUAAAAAAUUUCAUAGGACCAAUACUUUUUCAAUCAAUAUUUCUUUUGCAGUGUUUUUAUUUUAUUUAGUUUCAAUACAAAUAAUUAGAAAAAAUAAAGGAAUUUGAUAUUCUUAAUAAUAUUAAGAUUAUUUUUAAAAUUUAACAAGUUUAAGGAUGUUACUGACAUUAUUUAAAUAAUUUUAAUUUUUGUAUUAUAGUUGAAACUCCAAAAAACCAAAAUUUUGAUAAUUGUUUUAAUAAUUUAAAAUAAAGUUGAUCAGCUUUUGGAUUUUUUUUGA
Messenger RNA from Paramecium sonneborni, 830 nucleotides. NCBI's taxonomy places the organism in Eukaryota, Ciliophora, Oligohymenophorea, Peniculida, Parameciidae. The record is from the annotation of a GenBank genome assembly.